Molecule: messenger RNA, 3711 nt
Organism: Phasianus colchicus (ring-necked pheasant)
Lineage: Eukaryota; Metazoa; Chordata; Aves; Galliformes; Phasianidae
Gene: ELAVL4
Product: ELAV like RNA binding protein 4
Cellular component (GO): ribonucleoprotein complex
Molecular function (GO): RNA binding
Source: RefSeq, a predicted model, not a curated record
UAUAGGGAAAAAUCUGGCCGAGGAUACCCCACCCACAGCUAAAUUUAUACACAAAGAACUGAAAAUCAAAGUCCAUAAACAAGUACAAAUUCUGCCAUCCUUAGUGGAAGCAGAGAUUAGGCCUCCGUUUUGAAGUCCCAGGUACAGAUCUUCAAAAGCCCUGAGAUGUUAGGGCGACAGUCCUCCCCCACUACGUGGUAGAAAUACCCUUGGAAUUAAUGCAGGUUGCAUUCCGGCUUGCAGCACGAGCGUACCAGACAAACCACACUGUAAACUUUUAGUUUUCUGGAGAUAUUUUAUUUAAAUAGCUGUGGCUUUAUUACCCCUAAUCGAGCUGCAGAGAAAAAGUCACUAAAAAAGCGAAGGGUUUGCAGCCAGCCCCCCGCCCAGGCCAGCAGUCAGCCUGCAGCCCGCUCAGCUUCCCCAGGCGGUCUGCCUCUGCUGUUGGUGCAUCUUCGGCUAAAUUUAGCCUAAUGUUAAGAAUGACCUACACAGCAAGGAAAUAAACUGUUUGAAAAAAUAUAGGACAAAGCUUAUGUUUAAGGGAAAGCUUCCCACAAUGUUCUAUUUGUGGCACACGAUCAUACAUUUGUGUCACAUCAUCUUAUCCGUUCCUUGAGCAUUGAUUGAAAAAGAGGCUUUUUAACCUGCUCAAAAUUCGUCUUUGUACAUCUUUAUCGGAGGAGGUCACUGGCGGCAAGGAAGCACCCCCAGGCAGGGGUCUGCGCGCACUGCGUCCCACCGGCUGCCUUUCAUUUAUUUCCAGCUCCACUCCGCGAGGCACCUGGAUGCGUCGCGGCCCCGGGAGGGAGCAGAGCCCGCACACCCGCUGGGUACGUUACCCCGGCUCGGUUCUUCCCCUCAGGCACCCACCUCCGGGCUCACCCCGCCCGGGGCUCACCGAGCCACGCGGCUCCCCUCCCCUUCCCUCCCCACCCCGGCUGCCCCUACAGCUGCCCCGACUGCCGCCGCCGCCGAGCACGGAGCCGACUCCCCGCAGCGCCUGCCGAGAUAAAAAGCCCAUCCCCGCUCCCCCUAGCCCUAAUCCGCCGGGCGCUGCCGCCGACAAGAUGGCGGCGCCGCUUCACGCCGCUGCGUAGCGCCGCGUCCCGCCCCGCUUUGCAGCGCGGGAGACCCCGCAGCCGCCACGUGCCGCCGCAGCCACCGUCGCACGCGCUGCUCGGGCCGCCGACUCCGCGCCUCCUGCAACCCGCGGCGGAAGAUGCGCGUGCACCGCGCGAUAAUUAGCACCAUGGAGCCUCAGGUGUCGAAUGGCCCUACUUCCAAUACAACCAAUGGACCCUCCAGCAACAGUAGAAACUGCCCUUCCCCCAUGCAGACGGGGGCUGCCACAGAUGACAGCAAAACCAACCUCAUAGUCAACUAUUUACCCCAGAACAUGACCCAGGAGGAAUUCAGGAGUCUCUUUGGGAGCAUUGGUGAAAUAGAAUCCUGCAAGCUCGUGAGAGACAAAAUCACAGGGCAGAGUUUAGGAUAUGGAUUUGUUAACUACAUUGAUCCAAAGGAUGCAGAGAAAGCCAUUAACACUUUAAAUGGACUCAGACUCCAGACCAAAACCAUAAAGGUGUCAUAUGCCCGUCCAAGUUCAGCAUCAAUCAGAGAUGCGAACUUGUAUGUCAGCGGCCUUCCGAAAACAAUGACCCAGAAAGAAUUAGAGCAGUUAUUCUCACAAUAUGGGCGCAUCAUCACCUCACGGAUUCUGGUUGAUCAAGUCACAGGGGUUUCUCGAGGUGUGGGAUUUAUCCGUUUUGAUAAGAGAAUAGAGGCGGAAGAAGCCAUAAAGGGACUAAAUGGCCAGAAGCCUAGCGGUGCUACAGAACCAAUUACUGUGAAGUUUGCCAAUAACCCCAGCCAGAAAACAAGCCAGGCACUCCUUUCACAGCUGUAUCAAUCUCCCAACAGACGCUACCCUGGACCGCUUCACCACCAGGCUCAGAGAUUCAGGCUGGACAAUUUGCUUAAUAUGGCCUAUGGCGUAAAGAGGUUCUCCCCGAUCACAAUUGAUGGUAUGACGAGCCUUGUCGGAAUGAAUAUCCCUGGUCACACUGGAACUGGAUGGUGCAUCUUCGUCUACAACUUGUCUCCCGACUCAGAUGAGAGUGUGCUGUGGCAGCUGUUUGGUCCCUUCGGAGCAGUCAAUAACGUCAAGGUGAUCCGCGAUUUCAACACCAACAAGUGCAAGGGAUUUGGCUUUGUCACCAUGACCAACUACGACGAAGCUGCCAUGGCGAUUGCCAGCCUUAAUGGAUACCGUUUAGGAGACAGAGUAUUGCAAGUUUCCUUUAAAACCAAUAAAACCCACAAAUCCUGAAUUUCAUAUCCUUACUUACUAAAAUAUAUAUAUAUAAAUAUAUAUACGAACAAAACAAAACAAAAAAAACUCUUCAAGGCUUAUAUUCAACCAUGGACUUUAUAAGCCAGUGUUGCCUAAGUAUUAAAACAUUGGAUAUCCUGUGAGGAACAGGAAAGGAUUUUAUAAUGCUUAGAAAAAAAAAAAAACCUUUGAUGCAUUGAAUGUUCUUUCAUAGCUGUCGUUGUUGAAUAUAAUAUACAUAGAUAACAAUGUGCAGGGAUUUUUACCCGGCCAGCUAGUUUUACUACCUUCCUUGAAGGUGGGUCUUUUUAAGAUGACCAUUCACUCAUUUGAAAAAAAUAAGAAAACAAAAACAAUUUUUACAAACUAAUGGGAUUAAAAGCGAGAAAAAAGAUUUUUCUUUUCUUUUCUUCUUUUGAAAACAUUGAUCUAAUCAGAUUGGUAAACCCCCCUGGUAAAUUAAAGAGGAACAAUAAAAAUUGCAAAAAGAAGAACAUAAUUUUGCAACUUUUUUUAUUUUUCCUUUUCUUUUAUAUCAUGUGAACUAAACAGUCUUCUGUUAGGGAAUGGGGUAGAGGGGGAUACCUGAUGACAUAACAAUUUAAAUAACAUUAACAAUGUUGCCAAAGAGGUGGUCUCUUUGCUGAAAAUGGGUUUCAAGAAAAAUCUAUUUUUAUAAAAUAUAAAGAAUUUUUACAAGAGAAUCUGGAUUUGAGAAAAAAUAUUUUGACUGGCUAAUUUAGGGGAAAUUGACAACUUUGUCAUGUUCAUACUGCACUGGUAACUUUUUAGAGAUCAAGAUGUGUGUUUUAAACUGGAUUAGUAGAUUGUUUUUUGAAGGAUGGGCUACAAACAGAUGAUCUUCGUAUCUUUUCAUAGCAUGUAAUAAAAAUAUUAAAUACAGUACGGGAGAGUGUUCUUCCCAGGCACGCAGUUACCCACAGUCAAAACCCAAAAGCAAGGAGAUGAGUUGCAAGAUGGUUUUUCUUUAAGUCAUCAGUAUGGGAUAUCAGCAGAACAAAAGUUUAAAAAAAAGAAAAAAACUUAAUUUUGAUCAAAAACUUCCUUGGUUUGAGCAGUAGGUGCUACGAAAUUAUUUACAUAUCUUAGUAUCAUAGUUAAAUGUAAUGUGUUUAGAAAGAAUACAUUUGCUUUAAAUUUGUUAAGAAUUUUCAAAUUCACUUUAUAGCCCAUGCUAAUAUAAUUGGGCUGUGUUGGCACAUUUGGAACACUGUUUAUGUUGCUUGAAACACUUAUUUAUUUAAUUGCCGAUGUGAUGCAUAUGGCCAAAAUCAAAUAUAGCUAGUUUGGCUAGUCUACUUAUUUGUUUACUUAAACUAUGGGAAGAAGCAUAUUAUUGUGUCAUUUUGUUGUGU